Sipha flava (yellow sugarcane aphid) is the source of this 1853-nucleotide messenger RNA. RefSeq names its product DDB1- and CUL4-associated factor 7 (gene wap). Lineage: Eukaryota; Metazoa; Arthropoda; Insecta; Hemiptera; Aphididae. Gene Ontology annotation, molecular function: protein binding. Gene Ontology annotation, cellular component: nucleus. The transcript has 9 exons. The record is from RefSeq and is a predicted model, not a curated record. Bases 662 to 1702 code for a protein of 346 amino acids.
ACCCUUCCAGACUGGUUGCUAUCACGGUUCGCGGCGGCGUUUGUUUAUGUCCGUCUAAUCGGAGCGUUGUUUUUGGAUUUUUUUUAAUUUCACCGUUGUGUCGUUUUCUCCUUUACCGCAAAUGCGUUAGCCACACUAGCGUCGCGUAAAUCGUUACGGAUUUAUUAUAAUAAUUACGAUCGCAUUCAGACGGGCGCGCGCCCCGUACAUGCGAAAUAAUAAUAACAACACAAAAGCGUUCCCUCUUCCGUCCUCCGACUCCUCCCGGUCAUCAACGCCACAGUCGGACCGACUGUAGUUAUCAACGCGAUGUCUUUCUGGCGAUAAAAUUAAACAAAUAUUCAUCAUUUGCAACGAUAUUUUUUGAUCGUUCUAGUCCUUGUUAACUGUUUUUAAUACUAAUAUUAGCGAUACGGUUGUUGCGUUUCGAACAAUAUUCCAGUGAUUUUGCUCGCAACUUAUCGCAGCUUGACCAGUCGCAUGCAAACACGCAUGUUCACCGUGUUCGAAUCGUGAGAUAUGCAAUUGUCAACAACGCCAUCAACACUGGUCCGAACGUACACACGCCAACAGUAAUAACGUCCAUUACUAGACUACACCAACGACUGCAUUGACGCUGUCACUCCUGACAUAACGAACAAAACUAGCAUUAACUCUUAAAAUGGCUGUACAUGGAUCUACACCAAAACGUAAAGAAAUUUACAAACAUGAAGCUCCUUGGCCAUUGUACAGUAUGAACUGGUCAGUACGACCCGACAAGCGAUUUCGAUUAGCCAUUGGAAGUUUUGUGGAGGAGUACAAUAAUAAAGUACAAAUUGUAUCGUUGGAUGAAGAAGUAUCAGAAUUCAGUCCUAAAAGCACAUUUGACCAUCCUUAUCCAACAACAAAAAUUAUGUGGAUUCCUGAUAGUAAAGGAGUCUUUCCUGAUUUGCUUGCUACGAGUGGGGAUUAUUUGCGAAUUUGGAGAGCAGGUGAACCAGAAACAAGACUUGAAUGCAUUCUUAAUAAUAAUAAAAACUCAGACUUUUGUGCUCCAUUGACAUCAUUUGACUGGAAUGAAGUUGAUCCUAACUUAAUUGGUACAUCAAGUAUUGAUACUACUUGUACAAUUUGGGGUCUUGAAACAACCCAGAUUGUUGGGCGAAUAAAUUCUGUUGCUGGUCAUGUAAAAACUCAAUUAAUUGCUCAUGAUAAAGAAGUAUAUGAUAUAGCUUUUAGUCGUGCCGGAGGUGGCCGAGAUAUGUUUGCUUCAGUUGGAGCUGAUGGUUCAGUAAGAAUGUUUGAUCUACGGCAUUUAGAGCAUUCUACUAUAAUUUAUGAAGAUCCUCAGCACUCUCCAUUACUUAGGCUUGCUUGGAACAAGCAAGAUCCUAAUUACCUUGCCACUGUAGCAAUGGAUGCUUGUGAAGUCAUUAUAUUAGAUGUCAGAGUUCCUUGUACUCCUGUCGCUAGAUUAAACAACCAUAGAGCCUGUGUUAACGGAAUCGCAUGGGCUCCUCAUUCAUCUUGUCAUAUAUGCACUGCAGGUGAUGAUCAUCAAGCCUUGAUAUGGGAUAUACAACAAAUGCCAAGAGCCAUAGAAGAUCCUAUUUUAGCAUAUACUGCUGCAGAAGGUGAAAUUAAUCAAAUUCAAUGGGGUGCCACUCAGCCAGAUUGGAUCGCCAUUUGUUAUAACAAAUCUUUAGAAAUUUUGAGAGUGUAGUAAUACUAUUGGACUGUUGUAAACACAUUAUAGUUUUAUUUUUUUAAAUUUUCUUACAUUCUUUACUUCAAUAUAUACUCAUUAAUGCAUAUUUUGUUUACAAAAAAAAAAAAAAAAAACGUAAAGAUUUUUAUUUGUUUUUAAUGAUUUA